AUGGAGAGCACUUCAAUCGUCCAAAACGCCUCACCAGGCUCCAUUUGUGAGAUACACAAUCUCUAUCGAACCAACCGAGACCGGGACGGUAACACCUCAUGGACCACGGAACUCCCUGAAGACCUCAUCCAGCCGGCCGAAGGCGCUGAGUCUAGCGCUUACGCCCUCGUUGUGAAAAACACCAAAUGCUAUGAUGGUCGCAAGAGCCUCCAGAUUCACUCGAUUCGGGUACAAAGUGAACCACUCAAGAAGUUCCUUACCCCGGUGCUAGCCAAAUAUCCAGGCAUUACCAUGCUCCUUGAUCGAGUCGAGUUCAAACAGCCAUUCAAGCCAUUCGUUCAUCGGUGGAAAGAAUUCGUUACCGCCAGAGAGGCCGAGCAAGAUCCAUCCACGAAACAACAUGUUGAUCUACUCUAUGGAGCUCUAAAGACAGAGCUGGUGGAUACUAUUGCGAGAAAGUCGGAUCUUAUGGCAAAUGGUGUUGUGACCCACGACUUGCUCUGGGCUCUAUUCCAGCCCGGUGACACUAUCUUCACGGGUGUUGUGGAUGGUCGACCUCGCGCUUUUACCUGUGGGCCGGGUGAUAUCGAUAGCAAGGGAAAUUUUGAAUUGAAAGGGUCAUACGUCGACUUUGAUGGGGCGCGUUUUGGACUCGCGAGGUAUGAAUUUCGUCUACCGCACUUCGAAGGCACAUGUCCUAUCACAGAUUUAUCAGUCUUCCCCUUGGAAUACCACAAAGACAAAGCUGCCAUCCGAGAACUGCUCAUAGAUCGGGGCAAGCUUUGGGAAAGCUUCAAGGGUUACCAUUACCGGCAAUAUGAUGGCGCUGGAAAGGGAUACUUUUUCGGUCGGCAGAUCAAGUUCAAUAUCAAAGGCCGCAUUGUGAUCGACACAGAUGCUUUUAACACUUUCAACCCCGACGAGGAGAUUUAUCUUCAUUCUACCACGUCAAAUGAGCUUUCCGACGCUGAAAGACUGAUCGCGACGCCAGUGCUGCGCGGUUAUGCACUGAAGGAAAAGAAAUGGCUGGAAUUCUUUGUUGGCAAUGUGUCGGACAUUACCUGGAAUUCGAGGGCAUUUGAAUCAUUGGUCCUCCCGGAGCGUCAGCAUCACUUGAAGAAGCUCAUUCUUGCCGUUGCCAAGUCCAGCUCCAAAAAGCUGGAUGACUUUGACGACGUUGUUCAGGGCAAAGGACGCGGUGUUAUCAUGCUGCUUAGUGGUCCGCCAGGGGUCGGAAAGACUCUCACAGCCGAGGGUGUCGCAGAAGUCAUGAAAGUGCCUCUUUAUGUGCUGAGUGCGGGAGACCUCGGUACAAACCCUUCAGAUGUUGAAGAUAGAUUAAAGGACAUCCUCAAGAUAGUGCCAAGAUGGGGUGCUGUUCUUCUCCUGGACGAAGCGGAUGUUUUCAUGGAAGCUCGCAAUUCAACUGACCUCGCCAGAAAUGAGCUGGUUUCUAUCUUCCUCAGAGUUCUGGAGUAUUAUGAGGGUAUCUUGUUUCUGACUAGCAACCGUGCCAAAAACAUGGACCCAGCAUUCGAGUCUCGAAUCCACGUAUCCAUUCGCUAUCCAGAACUUGAUGCGACAUCCCGAAAGCAAAUUUGGACGCAAUUCAUCGGCGAUUCGAACCUGCGUAACGUCUCUGAAGAAGAACUCGCGGAGCUGGCAAAGUUGGAGUUGAAUGGCAGGCAGAUCAAAAAUAUCCUACGAACUGCCCACUUACUCGUCCAAGAGCAGAAUACCGGUAUUAGCUAUGAAGACAUUAAAGCGGUCCUGGAUUUGCGAUCCAUCUAG
Messenger RNA from Penicillium cosmopolitanum, 1791 nucleotides. RefSeq names its product ATP-binding protein. Lineage: Eukaryota; Fungi; Ascomycota; Eurotiomycetes; Eurotiales; Aspergillaceae. The transcript has 3 exons. The record is from RefSeq and is a predicted model, not a curated record. Bases 1 to 1791 code for a protein of 596 amino acids. Gene Ontology annotation, molecular function: ATP binding; ATP hydrolysis activity.